Molecule: messenger RNA, 1614 nt
Organism: Cydia splendana
Lineage: Eukaryota; Metazoa; Arthropoda; Insecta; Lepidoptera; Tortricidae
Gene: Galphas
Product: guanine nucleotide-binding protein G(s) subunit alpha
Exons: 11
Coding region: 456-1601 (381 amino acids)
Biological process (GO): sensory perception of chemical stimulus; adenylate cyclase-activating dopamine receptor signaling pathway
Cellular component (GO): heterotrimeric G-protein complex
Molecular function (GO): G-protein beta/gamma-subunit complex binding; GTP binding; G protein-coupled receptor binding
Source: RefSeq, a predicted model, not a curated record
UCUAGAUUGUAUUUGACCACGCCCCUUUAUCUCGAUUGCACUGAAAUAUCAACGAUAAAACACCUUUUGGCGACAUGUUGAUUUUUUCACAGGUUCUGUGAAGCCGAUACGGAUUGCUGUCAUUGCUACAAAAUGUCUUUGUAGUUAUCAGGGUGUAGGUCAUUUAAUUGUAUUCUUAUUAACUAAUCCGUGCUAAUUUUCAUAUGUUGAACGUAUUGUAAAAAGGAAGAAGAGGAUCCACUCCGCCCGAGUCGAGGGUAGCGAUGCGAGUAGUAUCGUAUUUGUGGAGGUAAUAUCUGUGUGGUUGUGCGUGUGAAGAUGGCCCACUGAGCGGGCACGACACCACGGCUUCGUCAGUGACGGGCGGAGCGCGGGGAGCGGAGUCUCCUUCGCAGGCCAACCAAGACACCGUGGAUAACGCCACCCCCACCUGCUGGUGGGCAGCUUGGUCUGCCAUGGGGUGUUUCGGGUCGCCCAGCGGCAAAAGUGGAGCCGACGGCGGCGACCCCAGAGAGCAGAAACGGCGCAGCGAUGCAAUCACACGACAACUGCAGAAGGAUAAGCAGCUUUACCGCGCGACACACCGGUUACUGCUACUAGGCGCCGGCGAGUCCGGCAAGUCCACGAUAGUGAAGCAAAUGCGCAUCCUCCACGUCAACGGGUUCUCGGACAAGGAGCGGCGCGAGAAGAUCGAGGACAUCAAGAAAAAUAUACGCGAUGCGAUACUUACAAUCACGGGUGCCAUGAGCACCCUGACGCCGCCGAUACCGCUGGAGAAACCUGAGAACAAGCACCGCGUCGACUAUAUACAGGAUGUAGCCUCCCAGCCAGACUUCGACUACCCGAUGGAGUUCUAUGAGCACACGGAGGCUCUGUGGAAGGACCAGGGCGUGCAGCGCACGUACGAGCGCAGCAACGAGUACCAGCUCAUAGACUGCGCCAAGUAUUUCCUGGACCAGGUGCACACAAUAAAGCAGCCCUCGUACACGCCCACGGAGCAGGACAUCCUGCGCUGCCGAGUCCUCACCUCGGGCAUAUUCGAGACGCAGUUCGUCGUCGACAAAGUCAAUUUCCAUAUGUUCGACGUGGGCGGGCAGCGCGACGAGCGGCGCAAGUGGAUCCAGUGCUUCAACGACGUGACGGCCAUCAUCUUCGUGACGGCCUGCUCCUCCUACAACAUGGUGCUGCGCGAAGAUCCCACGCAGAACCGCCUGAGGGAGUCCCUAGACCUGUUUAAGAGCAUAUGGAACAAUAGAUGGCUGCGCACGAUAUCGGUGAUCCUGUUCCUGAACAAGCAGGACCUCCUGGCGGAGAAGGUGCUCGCCGGCAAGUCGCGGAUCGAGGACUACUUCUCCGAGUUCACGCGUUACCAGGUUCCCCCGGACGCGGCGCCGGACUCGCGCGAGCACCCGGAAGUGGCGCGAGCCAAGUAUUUCAUACGGGACGAGUUCCUUCGCAUCAGCACGGCGUCAGGCGACGGCAAGCACUACUGCUACCCGCACUUCACGUGCGCCGUCGACACCGAGAACAUCAAACGCGUGUUCAACGACUGCCGCGACAUCAUCCAGCGCAUGCACCUGCGGCAGUACGAGCUGCUCUAACUGAUACAUCACA